Messenger RNA from Neoarius graeffei (lesser salmon catfish), 546 nucleotides. RefSeq names its product MIA SH3 domain containing (gene mia). Gene Ontology annotation, biological process: extracellular matrix organization. Gene Ontology annotation, molecular function: protein binding. The transcript has 4 exons. Bases 10 to 408 code for a protein of 132 amino acids. The record is from RefSeq and is a predicted model, not a curated record. NCBI's taxonomy places the organism in Eukaryota, Metazoa, Chordata, Actinopteri, Siluriformes, Ariidae.
AUAUCAAACAUGAAGGGACAUUACUCUAUCUGGGUGCUGCUUUUGGUUUUAUGUGGAUUGGUCUCGUUAUACACACAGGCUGGACAGCAGAUGCCAAAACUUUCAGACAAGAAGUUGUGUGCUGAUGCAGACUGCAGCUAUCCCAUCCUUAUUGCCAAAGCCAUCCAGGAUUAUUAUCCCCAAGACUGUCGCUUCAUUCCCAUCCACCAAGGCCAACUCGUCUACGUCUAUGCCAUGCUGAAAGAUCGAGGCAACCUCUUUUGGGCUGGCAGUGUCCAGGGAUCGUAUUAUGGUGAGCAGGAGGCUCGGAUUGGCCAUUUCCCCAGCAGCGUCGUCGAAGAAACCCAUGCUUUAAUGCCGGCUAAGGUUGAGGUCAAAACAAAUAAAUGGGACUUCUACUGCCAAUGAGAUGCUCCAAGAGGAGAACGUCAUUAUCAUUUUCUUGCACUGUACAACUUCUGCUAGCAUGCCACACAUUGUUUUCUAAUUGGCUAAUUUUCACAUUGGCUUAUGAAGCAGCUUCAUUAAAGACUCUAAAACUAUUAU